AUGGCCGUUGACAUGAAACAAUUACAUUUACAGGUCUUUGGUGACUCUCAAUUGGUGAUUAAUCAACUCUUAGGAAGUUAUGAGGUAAAAAAGCCUGAAUUGCGACCUUAUCAUGAUUAUGCUCAAAAGUUGAUAAGAUGGCUUGGGGAUGUAACCCUUCAACAUGUGCGUCGAACAGAGAAUAAGAAAGCUGAUGCAUUGGCUACUCUAGCUUCAACGCUAACCCUUCCUGAUCAAACACAAGUAACUGUCUGUCAAAAAUGGAUAGUACCACCGUCAAAUGAGGAAGAAUAUAUUGAAAAUAAGCUUGAUCAUAUCGUCGCCAUUGUUGAAGCUGCGAAGGAAGAUUGGAGACAACCCAUCAUUGACUACCUAUGUUAUGGGAUACUUCCAGAAAAUCCAAGAAGAAGAACUGACAUACAUCAUCGUGCACCUCGUUUCCUUUACUACAAGGACACAUUAUAUAGGAGAUCAUUUGAGGGACCAUUACCAAAGUCUUCUGGUGGACACUUGUACAUCUUGGCUGCAACUGAUUACUUUUCAAAAUGGGCUGAAGCUGUCGCUCUUAAAGAGGUGAAGAAAGAGAAUGUUGCAAAUUUUAUCCGAGUAAAUAUUAUCUAUCGCUUUGGCAUCCCUCUCUAUAUAAUAACAGACAAUGGCAAACCAUUUGAUAACAAGUUAAUGAACAAGAUUUGUGAUCUUUUUGACUUUAAGCAGCGUAAAUCUUCUAUGUAUCAUGCUGCCGCUAAUGGUCUUGCUUAA
This is a messenger RNA of Solanum pennellii, 762 nucleotides long. RefSeq lists its product as uncharacterized. Gene Ontology annotation, molecular function: nucleic acid binding; RNA-DNA hybrid ribonuclease activity. The record is from RefSeq and is a predicted model, not a curated record. Gene Ontology annotation, biological process: DNA integration. Lineage: Eukaryota; Viridiplantae; Streptophyta; Magnoliopsida; Solanales; Solanaceae. Bases 1 to 762 code for a protein of 253 amino acids. The transcript is spliced from 2 exons.